Molecule: messenger RNA, 537 nt
Organism: Cetraspora pellucida
Lineage: Eukaryota; Fungi; Glomeromycota; Glomeromycetes; Diversisporales; Gigasporaceae
Source: the annotation of a GenBank genome assembly
UCACAUUAUAGAAAACUUUUAAUAAAGCAUCGGUUAGAUGAAUUUAAUAAAGUAUAUAAAAUUGGUGGAGAUAUAGAAGAAAAAACUGAAAUUUUACCAAUUUCAUACUUUGAUGAUUCAGAAUCAAUAAUCUCUGAUAGUACAAUAACUGGUGAAUUGGUUUUAUUAGAAGAAAAUAAUAAUGAUGAAACUGAAAUACAAAAUUUAAUUAAUCAGUUACCAUAUGAAGAUGAAGAAAAGAUUAAUGCAUAUGAAUAUCUUUCAAUAAAAAAUAUGUCUCAUUCUAUUGAUAUUUCAAAUGAAGAAAUUGUAACUGAUAUUAUUAAAAAUAAUUUAGAUAAAGAGAGUGAACCUGAAAUAGAAUUAAUAUCUAGUUCAACAAAGGCAAUAUACAAUAUUCAAAAUAUUGUAAAAUUUGUUAAAUAUAAACAAACUGAACUUGAAUUAGAUAACAAACAAUUAGAAACAUUAUAUGAAAUUCAGAAAAAAAUUUUAAUUUAUAAUUCAAAACAAAAAAUUAAUAAUUUAAAAGAUUAA